Molecule: messenger RNA, 510 nt
Organism: Puccinia graminis f. sp. tritici CRL 75-36-700-3
Lineage: Eukaryota; Fungi; Basidiomycota; Pucciniomycetes; Pucciniales; Pucciniaceae
Exons: 2
Source: RefSeq, a predicted model, not a curated record
GGUAUACCGUACAACCCAUACAAUUUGAAUCCAAUCAAGCCGAAAAGAUCAUCUGAGUCCGGUUCCGAGACUGGCAAUGAAGAUGAAGAUGAAGAAGAUGAUGAUGAGUGGGACUCGGAGAUAGAAGAAGAUGAAGGCAAACAGCACAAAUUCAAAUUAGAUCCAGAUCUGAUGCAUAUCACGAAGAAAAGUGCCAGAUUGAUUUCUGGGGAAGAUUGCGCGAAACGGGCUAUGGAGUAUCAUUUCUUCAAACAUUGGAAGAUGCAUCUGCUCAAGAAGCUCAAGAAGCUCAUCAAACCUUUACGAGAGCAGACCCCGGCUCUCAAGAAAAACUAUCGAUACUCCGAUCCCAAGCCGAGUCCGGACCGAUUACGAUUGAUGAAACGCGAGAUUCGAGGGCUUUGUCAAUCCGUCGAAGCUGAUAAAACUCUUUCAAACUUAGACAACUUGUAUAACCACUUCAUCAGCCGGUUAAAUAAAAUCAGACAGACUUACGUUAACGCUGGAUAG